GCCAACUAUCGGUUCGGUCUGCCGACUGUAAACAAAUCUCUACCACACCACAAUGUACCGAAAAGACACACUUCCUGAGCAGCAGGUUUCCGCGCUGUCGCCGCCGGUGUUAACGAUCAUCAUGUAGACCGACGACAUCGUUUGCAGGGAGUGUUACGACGGUUGAUUUCUGACACUAUAGCUGAACCUGUCAGUGCUUUGGCCGGUAGUAUCACGAGUAUUUUUUUUAUGCUACGGUUAUCAUAAUGGUCGCCGGGUGAAUAGCACACCAGGGCUAGCUCGCUAACGGUUAGCAAACCCUAUACGUCGGUCUGACUUUGGCACCGACACGCGCUAGCUACAGUCUCUUCGGAGGUACGUGAACAUGGCAUCGCCCGCAGAGCACGACCUGGCUCUGUCUGAAGCGGACAGCAGCAAGGAGAAAGCACAGGUGUUCGGGAUUCUGAGGCUGCAGGAAGAGAAAUCUGGUGCUGGUGACAAAGCUAACAGUAGCAGCACAGUGAGAGGAGGAGGAGGAGGAGGAGGUGGUGGUGGUGGUGGAGGAGACGGGCGAUGGCAGGCUCCUAUCUUCGCUUUGGCCAGAAAAGCAUCCGAGACCAUUUCAGGGAGCAUUCACGUCCUGCCCAAAGUGUCGGAGCACAGGACGUCUCUGCCAGGGGACUGGAGCGUCCAAGCCCUGCGAGACCCCAUGGCCAUGGAGCGAGCCAACCUGCUGAACAUGGCCAAGCUGAGUAUUAAAGGGCUGAUUGAGUCGGCUUUGAGCUUUGGACGAACCCUGGACUCAGACUACCCGCCUCUUCAGCAGUUCUUUGUUGUCAUGGAGCACUGUCUCAAACAUGGCCUCAGAGUGAAGAAGUCCUUUCUGGGCUUUAACAAGUCUCUGUGGGGUCCUCUGGAGCUGGUGGAGAAACUGUGUCCUGAAGCAGCAGAGAUUUCAGCCUCUGUACGAGACCUGCCAGGACUUAAGACUCCUUUAGGCAGAGCCAGGGCGUGGUUGCGCCUGGCACUCAUGCAGAAACGGUUAGCUGACUAUCUGCGACUCCUCAUCACUAGAAAAGACCUGCUCAGUGAUUUCUAUGAGAAUUCAGCACUGAUGCUGGAGGAGGAGGGAGCAGUGAUUGUGGGCCUGCUGGUGGGCCUGAACGUCAUCGAUGCCAACCUGUGUGUCAAAGGCGAGGACCUGGACUCUCAGGUGGGGGUAAUCGACUUCUCCAUGUACUUGAAAAACGACAUUGAUGAUUACAGGAGUGAAGAGAGGAAUAGCCAGAUAGCAUCCAUCUUGGAUCAGAAGAACUAUGUUGAGGAACUGAAUCGACAACUCAACUCCACAGUCCAUGGUCUUCAGGGCAGAGUUGACUCUCUGGAAAAGUCCAACUCUAAACUCAUAGAGGAGUUAGCCAUAGCCAAGAACAACAUCAUUAAACUGCAGGAAGAGAACCAACAGCUGAGGAGUGAAAACAACCUCAUUCUGCUGAAGGCACAACAUCAUUUAGAGGUAACCCAGGGCGAUGUGUCAGUGGAGAGAGACACAUAUAAACAGUCUCGUCAAGGUUUGGAUGAGAUGUACAACGAGGCUCGGAGACAGCUGAAGGAGGAGUGUCAGCUCAGACAGGACGUGGAGAAUGAGUUGGUUGUCCAGGUGUCAAUGAAACAGGAAAUGGAGCUGGCCAUGAAACUUCUGGAGAAAGAUAUUCACGAAAAACAGGACACAUUGAUCGGACUGAGACAGCAGCUGGAUGAGGUCAAAGCCAUCAAUGUAGAAAUGUACCAGAAGAUGCAGUCGUCCGAUGAGGAGAUGAAGAAGAAGAACGAUAUGAUCAGCCGACUGGAGGAGAAGACCAAUCAGAUCACUGCCACCAUGAAACAGCUGGAGCAAAGUGAUAAGGACCUGCUAAGUCAGACCAGAACGCUUGCUAUGUCAUUUGUUAAGUGUGCCAGCACAGACACGGAGCACCAGUACAAGCUAGUCAAGGACAUCUCCUUCUGAGGACACACAUGCACACACACGCACACAUGCAGACACAUGAUUGCUUUCAACUGAAUGAAUAAAUGGACUUAACUUAAAGGAACAUUCCUGUUUUUUUGCACAUAAUAUUCAGAUGGUUUUAUGGCCUGAGUGCAGCCGCAGAAUCAGGUGAAACUGGAAUGCAUCGUUUUGGCCCUGUACUUAGUGAAACAUGAUCAUCAUCAGCAGAGUUGUUGAAUUUGUAGGGAACACCACAACAUGUUUCAUGGCCUUUAGUUAAAUUGCAUUCAUUCGACUUUAACAGCUCGGUUUGUGCUAAAUGAGGAUACAUCCUGAGAGUCUCGACUUUUCUCAUUUAGCAUCAUCAGAGGCUGCGUUUAGCUGGUCAGAGAACUGUCUGAAUAUUACCUCACUUAUACUUUAAUAGAAACUAAAAAAAAAAUAAAAAAAUUUAAAUCAAUCAUACUACUUUACCUAUUCACUCACAUGCUCAGGCAGGCAUAGAUAUAAAUACACACGCUACACAUUCGUCCUGUCUCCACUAAUCAGUUUAUAUGCAGUAUCACUGACAGUAAGAAAAUUGACUGUUUAGGCUCUGAAUUGUAAGUUAAGAGGCUUUGUUGUUGUUCACACUGAGUUAGGAUGAAUACAGUGAGCUGUAACGCUCAUAUCACAACUACUGAGUGGUUUUAUCUGGCCACUCGUUAAAAUCAGAGCCACUGGUUGAGUUGACACUGUAGUGUUUACAGGAGGGACUGUACAAAAGUUACCGGGGUGGGGUUUACAUGUUAGGGGAUCUAUUUUCAAGCCAGAACACGUUGCCACACAAGUGAACUGGUAUUUUCCUAUGGCACACUCCCUCCCUCCUAAUAAUUUUUCGUACAGUCCCAUAGUGGCAUCCAUAUUGGCUCUGCUGAGAUUUUUAAGUAGCUGCUUCUGUGCUUUGCUGUCUGUCAGACGAGGGCAUUUGUUUUUUACGUAAUUGCAACUGAUUGUCUUCAGUUAGAAGCUAGAGCGGUAAUAUGAAAACCAUCAUACAACCUAGACAAAGUGUUUCUACAGCUGCCUGCAUUUCAUCACAGUCAGUCGGUGGUGUUCACUUACAGACGUAUAGUCAGACAGGAGUGUGCCACCUCCUGCUUUUAAUUUGUUGCUGGUUUGCUCUGCAUGUGUUGCACCUCCUGACCUGCUUCUGACUGGCUGUGAUGACCCUGUGUCUGAAAUCAGUCCCUCUUUUACUCAGUCAGCCCUCCCUGUAGACACACAAUAGUUUACUCCACACUGAGCAGUAAAUUGAGAUAAUAAGAUUAUAUACACAACAUUUUGGCAGUAAAUAGAGCAUACAUUUCACACUACAAUUUGGACACUCAGAUAAAAUGGCAGAGGGUAAAUAUAGCGCACUGUACCUUUAAAAAGGGAGUUAUGUGAUUUCAGACACAGCCUGUCUCUUUCUUGCUCUUCGUUCUUGUGAAGAUUCACCUAAACUGUAAAGGUUGUGAGGUUGAGUCAAUUUUGCUCGUGUAAACAGCUCAGUGGGACCAGCAGCUUUAGCUCAAUUCAUUUACUUUGUUUCUGCAGAACAGACAGCUGAGCCCAGUGUAAAGAAUUGUAGUUACACAGCUGUAAACCUCUGGAGCUUCUGUCAAGGGACCCUGAAUGUGUUGUUGUGUCUCGUCUUGGCAUAUUUAUUGACUUUUGUGAUAUAUCAGGAAGUAAUCAUUCUACCUAUUCUAACUCCUCGUUCAUAGUACUGUAACUCCUCUCAGUUUGUAGAAGAAUUAAAAAGUCGGUACAGCUGUUAAAAACUCACAACUACUGUCUUUUACCAACAUGACAAAUAAAGUUAGAUGUUUUGAAAGCGGUGUGGUUUGAAUUUUUGGCCAGGUUCAGAGAGGCUCUUUUAAGAUCGUAAUCUUUGUUAAUAUCCUCACAUCCCAGAAACGUGAUGAAAUAAGUUUCCGGUCUGUGUAGUAUUAGGUGAAAAACAAUGAAAUAUUGUUUUUCUAUAUUGUUCAAAAUCAAAAUGCUGUGUUUCUGUGAAGUAUCUUUGUUAAAGACAACAUGGUGAUGCUAUACUCACCAUGUUGGGGUGCUCUGAGAUGCUGCAUUUGGUCAGUUAUUUUCUUUAUUUCUUGUCCAUUCAGUUGCUUCAAGGCGGUUUUCCCUCAUUGUUUUAUCAUGUGUCUUUAUUUUGGAUUCAUCACCCCUUUUUAUGAUCUCCCACAGUUCACCUCUCAUCCCUGCACUGUUACAUUUUAAUCUCUGCUGUUGUAACACUUCAAAGUACGCCAUCCCUCACCCCAACAACCUUCUUCAUUCACCCCUCAUUCGUCUCUCCCCCCAGAAACUUCAGUUCUUUACCUCCCUCCUCACCCAUCAUCCUCCUUCCCAUCUUCCUCUGUUCUUUUCUGCCUUCACCCCCCACCCAGUUUUUUCUCUCCAUGGUCCUGAGUUUGUCCCUGGUUAUAAU
This is a messenger RNA of Toxotes jaculatrix (banded archerfish), 4436 nucleotides long. It is a transcript of the gene rufy2, whose product is annotated as RUN and FYVE domain containing 2. Gene Ontology annotation, molecular function: metal ion binding. Bases 365 to 1987 code for a protein of 540 amino acids. The transcript is spliced from 14 exons. The record is from RefSeq and is a predicted model, not a curated record. Lineage: Eukaryota; Metazoa; Chordata; Actinopteri; Toxotidae. Gene Ontology annotation, cellular component: cytoplasm.